Coregonus clupeaformis (lake whitefish) is the source of this 2488-nucleotide messenger RNA. RefSeq names its product 1-acylglycerol-3-phosphate O-acyltransferase ABHD5. NCBI's taxonomy places the organism in Eukaryota, Metazoa, Chordata, Actinopteri, Salmoniformes, Salmonidae. The coding region runs from base 1 to 1146 and encodes 381 amino acids. Gene Ontology annotation, biological process: positive regulation of triglyceride catabolic process; negative regulation of triglyceride storage. The record is from RefSeq and is a predicted model, not a curated record. Gene Ontology annotation, cellular component: lipid droplet. The transcript has 9 exons.
AUGGCUGACGAAGUGGUGACUACUGAGAGAGGUUUGUUUUUUGGCUGCAGACUGGCUCAGCGAAUACUGAUGUUUCUUGGUAUUCAUAGUCUUUUCUACAAUUUGUUGAGUUUCCUGGACAGAACGUUGAGGUCCUGGACUUCCACAGCAUGGAUCACCAGCUGGCUGCCCUCCUGGUGCCCCACCUCCCAGAACCAGCUCAAGACUGCAGAGGACAAGAUGCUGCAAUGCAUCACAGGCAAGGUGUCCCAGCAGUAUGUCCCAAUCUCGGAUGGUAAAAUGCUGUGGACCCUCACAUUGAACGGAAAUAUGAAGGACCAGACUCCCCUGGUGCUGCUGCAUGGCUUCGGUGGAGGGGUGGGCCUGUGGGCCCUCAACCUAGACGCCCUGGCCCAACAGAGGCCCGUCUAUGCCUUUGACCUGUUGGGCUUCGGCCAGAGCAGCAGGCCCUACUUCAGCUCCGACGCCGAGGAGGCUGAGGCCCAGUUUGUGGACUCCAUCGAGCAGUGGAGAGCUAAAGUCGGCCUGGAGACCAUGAUCAUGCUGGGCCAUAACUUUGGAGGUUAUUUGGCAGCUGCGUAUUCGCUCAAGUACCCCACCAGGGUGAAGCACAUGGUGCUGGUUGAGCCGUGGGGCUUACCUGAGCGUCCAGACCCAGAAGACCAGGACAGGCCCAUCCCCGUGUGGAUCAAAGCCCUGGGAGCCAUGCUGAGCCCUUUCAACCCCCUGGCAGGGCUACGUCUGGUGGGUCCACUGGGUCCCACACUUGUUUCAACUCUAAGACCGGACUUCAAGAAGAAAUACUUGUCCAUGUUCAAAGACAACACGGUCACAGAGUAUAUCUAUCACCUGAACGUCCAGACUCCCAGUGGUGAGACAGCCUUCAAGAACAUGACCAUCCCAUACGGGUGGGCGAAGAGGCCUAUGCUUCAGAGGAUUGGCCUGCUCCACGCUGACACCCCUAUUACUGUGAUAUAUGGGUCACGCUCCAGCAUCGACGGUAACUCUGGCAACGCUAUCAAAGGAAUGAGGCCAAACUCUCAUGUGGAGAUCAUAGCUAUCAGAGGGGCGGGUCACUACGUCUUUGCUGACCAGCCAGAGGACUUCAACCACAGAGUGCUUCAGGUGUGUAACGCGCUGGGCUGAGGUGGGGAAACAGGGCACUAGUUAACCUGCAGAGAGCGACAUGUUAUACCUGUCAUGCCCAUAGCUUGUCCUCUGUGAGCACGUGAUCCAUAGGGAUAGAGAGGAGAGGACUGGACAUACGGCUCAGUAGGGCUUCUUUUUAACACUAAGGUCCUCACUAGUAGGCCUACCACCACCAGCACAGCAGGCCUACUAACUAGGGAAGGAACCCGUGUUGGAAAGAUGAUUCUCCUGGAUUAUUUGGUUUGACUCUGUUGUAUUCAUACUACUGACUAAAGAGAAUGGCUCAGAGUUUUUACGGCUUGUUGUGGAUUUUGGCCAUUUUGUGUGUGUGUGUCAGCUUUAAUCUGCUGUUAUGAGAAAUGUGAUUUUCAGAACGAUACAGACUAUAAUUUGACCAAUCGUGGAUUAUUCUAAUUCUGUCAGAAAGAUCCUUCAUGAGAUUAUUUAGAAAUGUUUCAUUUACGUCAUAACAGCUCAUGUAGAUAUGAUCACGGACCGUAGAGAUUUAAUUUGUGUAGAAUUGAUAUGAAUACACAUGAUUGUGGAACUUUUAGACCUCUGGUUUUGCUGAUAUCCCCAUGACAACUGAAGUGCCUUUUUAAUGACCUAGGAUGUGACCAGGGACUACGGUCACUGCUGCUGCUUUUUGGUCUUAGCUUUUUAUACGUCCCAUUUGUGUCCUUUUGCAGUGGUCGUUUUCACUUCAAGAUUUUAUAAUUAUGUUCUCAUUCAUACAGUGUUUUGGCUCUUGUUGUGGUCUAGUGUUGAAAUAAUCCAGUUAUUAAAGUUAGCGUGUGCAGGUGAAGGAAAGGUUUCAGAAACAAAGUAUCAGAAUUGAGUAAUUUAAAGAUCACUACCUCAUUCUCCUCAGCUGCCAUUGUGGAAAAAAGCUUCUGCCUCAAUAAAUCCCAUGAAUUCAUUGCUACAGUAUUUUAUAGUAUUUCUAGUCACCUAUCCAGGGUAUUUGUCUGGAAAAGCACAGUAUCUAGGCCUAAGGUCAGUUAGCAUAGCUAUAGCAGCUUGUCAGCUUAUUUCAUAUAGGCUACAUCUUCGGCUAAUAUCUCUGUGUGUGUCGUUGCAGAUUGGGUGGGUUGCUUAUAAUUUUAUAGCCACUUUACCCAGUGCAACCUUUUCUCUAAAUCACCUUUUACUAGAUUUGCUGAGCCCAAGGAUGAGGUUUGAUUAACUUCCAAACAUGUGGAUAUCUUUGUAUUAUUGUCCAUCAUAUCAUUGUACGUCUCCAAUCACAACCCAAUUACCGUGGAGAAGAAAGGAUGCUUGUUCUCUCUAUUCAUGUAUUGUAAAAUACCUGUAAAUAAUAAAGAUAUAUUAUGAUUUU